AACAAUAGUAGUGUUACAAUCAAGUAUUUUUAAUUGUCUUGGCCUAGACCACAAAACAGUGGAAGCAACUGAUAACGACACGAGAAGCGGAACUUUAUUUUCACAGCACGUCGUUCGACAGGUUUUUUUAAAUAGACACAAUCACUAGAAGAAAACAAAACAUUUCGAGCAGCUUUGUUUGCUUCUGUACUGGCAGCCUGCAACCUACAUGAAUUAUUUUGGGAAGUUUUUCCUCAGAUAAAUAUGUAAACCAAUGCUGUUGACGAUGGCUUCCAGGAAUUUACCAGGAAUUAAAUGACCGGUGAAGGUUGUGCGCAAUAACAACGGUAUCGUUAGCCUACUCCUUGCUAGAUAACGUAGCAAAUCGAAUUCAACGAAGCCAAAUAAUCUAGAUUUAUAAAAAUAAAAAAAAACAUUUUACAAAUCCGUGACAUUACAAAUAGAUUGUGAACAAGUGUGCGGUCAUUUAGCUAUGCAUGGGCUCUUGUUGAGGGGAAAUGCUAGCUAGCCUAGAGGUUCUAGCUAAUAGCUAGCAAAUCGCGUUAGCCUAAAUUCGACGAAAGCAAAUGGCAACAAAGUAACGACCUUCCCUUUUACAUCAAUAACAGUAAUUUCACGAUCGAAGGUGUUGCGAAAUGGCCAUCUUAAAGUAGCAUUGCUUCUCCGAAAGAUAACAAAUCAGAACGUUGUCAAGUUAGCUAGCUAGGUAACGUUAUUUAUCUCGUUCCUGACGGCGAUUGUAGUGUAGCUAUUUGUCAUGCCUGGAAUGAUAGCGUUUGGUCGGCGAUGGGGCAUCGCAAGCGACGACCUGGUCUUUUCCGGCUCUUUUGAGCUGUUCGUCAGGGUUCUAUGGUGGAUCUGGACGCUGGCUCUGUACACUCUCCAUAAGGGGAAGUUUGACUGUUCAGGUGGGAGAGUUCUACACAGCUACCUGGUGGUUUUACUGGUCCUGUUGGCUUUCAUCAUCCUGUCUUUAUGUGCCAUCGUCUACGUCAGCGCUCAAGGGACCAUCACUAACCCGGGCCCGCGACGCUCCAUCCCGGUGCUGUUGUAUGUGCGGGCGAUGCUGUACGUCCCUGAGCUGAUCUGGGCCAUCCUGGGGGCCAUCUGGGUGUCUGAUGACAGCCGGGGCUGUGAGCCUGCUGAGGUGGGGGCCGUCAUUGCAGCAGUGGUCGCCAGUUGGAUCUUGCUGCUGUCCACAGGGGUGGGAGUGCUGUUUGUGUUCGACCCACUGGGCAGCUGCCUUCCUGGGCCUCCGUCCCAGGAGCAGCUAGGGGUAAGGGACCUGGAGAGCAGUGAGGGCUCCCAGCUUCUGUCCACCGCCCGCUCUGUGGCUGUCAGGGUGUGGGAGAGCAGGCUAAGGCUGCUCUGCUGCUGCCUGCCUCAGGAUGAGAGCCACAGAGCUGCGUUCUCCAGCAUAGCUCAGCUUGUCAGCGGAUUCUUCUCGGAUACAGACCUGGUUCCCAGUGACAUCGCAGUGGGUCUGGCUCUGCUACAUCAGGAGCAGGAUAAGAAGGAGCAGUGUAGGGAUCCAGACGAAGUCCUGUCUCACAGCCCCUCAUCACCGAUCGCAGAGGAUCUUGAGGCAGAGCUGGAGAAGGCAGCCCACUGUAUGCAAUUUGCUAUAGCAGCGUAUGGCUGGCCCAUGUAUGUCUACUCCAACCCACUCACUGGAGCCUGCAAACUCAGCGGGGACUGCUGUAAGACCCAGUCUGCUGAGUAUGACAUUGUCGGAGGAGACAACAUGGGUUGCCAUUUCUCCUCCAUCCUCCACAGCACCGGCCUACAGUACAGAGACUUCAUCUACGUUAGCUUUCACAACCAGAUCUAUGAAAUUCCAUUCUUUGUGGCUCUGGACCAUAAGAGAGAGGCAGUACUGGUGGCUAUCAGAGGAACACUGUCACUCCGGGAUUUGCUGACUGACCUGUCUGCAGACUGUGAGAACCUCCCAGUAGAGGGAGUGUCAGGAACAUGCUAUGCUCACAAGGGCAUGUCUCAGGCAGCCGGCUACAUCUAUAAGAAACUCCUCAACGAUGGCAUUCUAAACCAGGCUUUUACCAUCGCACCUGAGUACAAGCUAGUCAUCACAGGCCACAGUCUUGGAGGGGGUACAGCCUCUCUUCUGGCCAUUCUAUUACGUAGCUCCUUCCCCACCCUACAGUGUUACGCCUUCUCUCCACCAGGGGGACUCAUGAGUAAAGCCCUGGCGGAAUAUUCCAAAGACUUUGUGGUGUCUGUGGUAUUGGGGAAGGACUUGGUGCCAAGGUUGAGUUAUCCCAACAUGGAGGACUUGAAAAGGAGAAUAUUAAAAAUGGUUUCUAAUUGCAAUAAGCCCAAGUACCGUAUCCUACUCCAGGGCUGUUGGUAUGAGUUGUUUGGGGGAGAUCCUGAUGACUUCCCUACUGAGAUGGACAGGCGGGAGGAGGAACUUAGCCAGCCGCUCCUGGGGGAGGAGACACUGCUGAUUCGUGGCUCCUCAUCCUAUCAAAGCCUGGCUUCUGAGGACUCGCCGGUACACUGCGCCCACCUGCCACUUUAUUUACCGGGACGUAUACUGCACAUUACAGAGGACGGCCCAUCGCGGAGGUCCUGUUUUUCCCAGGUGCGUUACCGGGCGGAGUGGUCCAGUGAGACAGCAUUCCGGAGUGUUCUCAUCAGUCCUAGGAUGAUCGCCGACCACAUGCCCGAUGCUGUACUCCGAUCUCUCCACAGUAUGACACAGGACAGGCCCUUCAACCUCUGCCCCUCGUCGCUUAGCAACAGCCACCUCAACGUCAUCUGAGUCACACUGCUACACACGUACACACACCUGGACAGGGCGAGCCUGACUGUCUGUUGCGAAGGCUGUCCCCAGUCCUUUCGUUCUAGUUUCAUCUCUUCCCGCCCCAUCUCAAGUCCCCCCCCAGUUUCUGUCCCUGUUUUGUCCCUACUCCAUGACCAGGAUACUCAACAGCGAAUACAAAAGGGACAAGACAAUUGGACUCCUCGAUUAAAGGACUGUGCAGGAUUGUCUUUCUCAUUAGGCCUUAUGAUGAUUUAUUUAUGUAGUAAACAUUUGUUGCCAUUUCAUUGGUUAUUGCUAUCUUCUUCUGAGUAAUUCCAUGAACUGUCAUUGUGUCCUUAUCAUCCAUUGUGCUCUGUGUACAUACCUAGAUUGCAGUGUUACUGUAAUUCCAAAAGUGUACAUUCAGAUUUUAUUUUAUUUUGUUUUAAUUUUUUUAUUUAGGCUGCUGAUUUUGAGAUUUUUUGAUUAUGUAACUAUGCUUUGUCUUGUGUGGAAUGUCUAAGACUUAGAAAAUUGCUUGAGGUAGAAUUUGUCCUGGACCACAGAUCUAAGAUCAGAUGACCCCCUCCCCCUCUCUUUACCCUAACCAUAAGGGUGAAGAGCAAUAUCUGACCUUGCAUCAGUGUUAAGAGGACAUUUCUACCUACUCAAAAAAUCAGGGCCCUAUUGGCCUAUGCAUUGCAGAUCAAUAAGUCUCAUCAAUACUCCCAAUGCUUGAACAGUUUGUUUUUGCCCCAUAUAUGCUAAAUGAGUAGUGUAUGAAACAAAUGAGUUAAUUGGCAUGAAAACAACUUCUAGGUGAUAUGAGGUAGCCUAAAUGACUCCAGUUUCAUGACACAUGUUCUGUUAACAUGCCAUAUACAUACUUUAUAAGGUAAUUAAAUAUUGAAAAAUGAAAGUCAAAGUAAUGGUUUUACAUCUUGAAUCGUGUAUUUGUGAUGAUGGACUCAUCAUACAAAUAAAAUGGUCAUUAGUCACUGCAGUUA
Messenger RNA from Oncorhynchus keta (chum salmon), 3771 nucleotides. RefSeq names its product diacylglycerol lipase-beta-like. The transcript is spliced from 15 exons. Gene Ontology annotation, biological process: lipid metabolic process. Lineage: Eukaryota; Metazoa; Chordata; Actinopteri; Salmoniformes; Salmonidae. Bases 758 to 2782 code for a protein of 674 amino acids. The record is from RefSeq and is a predicted model, not a curated record.